CAGGACUGCAGUUCCGUUUCCGGCAGUACAGGAACGUAAGCAUGUUGCGGGACGAGUGAACACGAAGGAAAAUGAAGAAGUAGUUUGAUGGGAAAUAAAUAGCUAUAUUUGUGAGAUGUUUCGAGCAUACAAAAGCAACGAUUUGUACAGUCGGUGAUUGAAACGAAGACGCAGAAAGCCGAAAACAGCCUACUCCACGGGAAUGCUUUUCCUGCACCGUUCAUCUGCUUUGUUUGUACAGUGUUCAGCGCUAUAGAGGCAAGUGGAAGUGAGGACAUUGAGGAUUAUCGAUAAAACUGUCCCUCAAAUCAAGACCAUCUUUCUCCAGAGGAUGCGUCAUGUUACGGUGAUACGGCAUUGACCAUAGUAUACACUAAUAGAGUAUUAACAUAAAUUAAUAAAAUGAAACGAAUGAAAUACCAAAGGGAAAUUAGGUCUGAAGGCGUAAGAGUGAGUUCCCCUGAGCUACCUGAGGGAAUGUACAGAGGUGACACCAGGGCCAGCAGCUCUCCAGAUGUAGAUGUACGCUACCAUUUGCGAAAUCGAACCAUUUUUGAUUUCAGAAAAUGUGAGAAGCGUGAUGCUUCAGAUAAAAAUGUGUCCAUGACAGAAGCAUCCUCUGUACAUGAAAUGAGUCAUUGCACUCAGACCAAGUACUGUCUUAGAAAUGUGCUGAUUGACACUUCCAGAAGCAGGGCUUCGAGUGGCAUCCCUAAUUUCACUCCACAACUACAGACAGUAUCAACAGAUAUUACCCAUUCUAUAAAUGAAACUUUUGAGCAUGAACCCAGUAUCACAAGACUUCCGAAUGAACUGCUGACUAUGAUCUUCUCUUACCUUAAUGUGCGAGAGUUGAGCAUGGCAGUUGCACCAGUUUGUAAACAAUGGUACCUUAUCGCUCACAGUCCGGUCCUUUGGAGGAAACUCUGUUUUAGUGGAGAUGGAUUAUCCACAGAGAAUGCCAAGUGUCUACUUACAAAAUCUCCUCUUCUUGCUGAAGUGAUCAUCUCAAAUAGGGAUGAUGUCGAAGAAUUGAUAAGUCAGUUAUGUACAACUAAUCGUUCAGUGGAAUCCGUGGCUGUUAAACGAUGUUCGAAGUCAGAAGUGCUGAACUCGUGGGAAUGGGCAUUAUUGCAUGCCAGACAUUUAAAUAGAUUGAUAAAAUGCUGCCCAAAAAUACGACGUCUCAAACUAAAUGAAGUCUGCAUCCGCAGUAACAAGUUUUAUCAUGAUCUCGGCAUCCUCCUGCCCAACCUCACUUGUCUUCAUUUAAGCCAUAAUCAUUUUCUAACACCUAGACAGAUCAAAAAUAUUGCCACUAAUUGUCACAACCUUGCUCAACUUUGGAUCAGCGGAGAAAAUUGUUGUGGUCAGAAGGAAGACUGGGAGAGUGCUUAUAAAACUUUGUUUCAGCAACGUUGGAGGACUCUCACUCACCUCCAGUUCGAUGCUUCUAAACUCACAGAUGAUGUUUUCAAGGAGCUUUCACUCUGCGUGAAUCUUAAGAUACUGCACCUGCAUAGGGCAGUUUAUCUUUUCUGCCUAGGAAUGAGUGCUAUUGGCACGCUGCCAAACCUGAUAUCUCUGCGACUUCAUAAAGCAAAGCAUCUGUCCAGUGAUACGUUGCUUGUGUUGUACCAAAAUGGGAAUUUCGAAAUCUUAGUGAAUCUGAGUCUUGCAGGGUGUAGCUGUGUCAAUGACGAAUGUGCAGCAGCAAUUGCAUUACACUGUCGACAUCUUCAUUUGCUGUCCCUAGCUCUUGUUGAAGGUAUUACUGACAAGGGUAUUGAGGCUAUUCUCAAGCACUGUACUUCGCUACAUUACCUUGACAUAUACUGCAUGAAGAAUGUUACCGGAUCAUCAUUUUCUUAUAUUUCACAUUAUGCUCGUGAGUUAAAUUUCCUUGUUGUUGAAGAGUCGUGUAGUGAUGAAAAAGAAAAAAAUAUAAAGGCAUUAUUAGCAUUCAGUUCAAGUCUGAAGGUCCAUCGUACACAGACGUGGAAAACUGGUGGAACAUAUCGAUGCAAAUUACUCCAGUAUCAUAAUGUUGUUUAAUGAUCUAAGUCAUUUGUGUGAAAAAAAAAUUGAAAACACCAAGGUGGCUGGCUGUCAUGAUGUAUUGCAGGUAAUAAGAGAAAGAAACAAUAUUCUCGAAAAACAUGCAUAUUUGAAAUGAUUUAUAGUGUGUUUGUUUCAUGAAUCGAAAAUAAUAGGAUACUUAAAAUUUCCCAAACAUAGGAACUUGUGACAUUAACUGGUGUCAGUAAAUGUAAAUUUAUAAGUUAUUUUACUACUAAAAAUAUACUUAAUCUUCAAGGCAAACAUGUCAUAACAUUUGAAGCACUGUUUACAUAGUGAAGCGCAGAAAUCUGCAAGUAAACCUUGGACAUUUGACUGCAUUGCUAAGGCUGUAUUAAUCCCCUGUCACUCUUAUAAUUGGCACUGUAUGUCCAGGUUAGAAGCACUUAAGUAAUCAAAGGGCUAAAAUUAUUUGGAAAAUACCACCAAGCCAAAGGUCUGGUUGUACACCAUGCUAAUGAGUAAAAGCUUAGUAUUAGGACAUCUUUGUUCAUAGAUAUUAGGCUAAUGUGUCCUAGUUGAACUAUCAUUUCCUUGGCCAUCCCAAUCACCUUCUGUGGGCUUUGAAUUUUGUUACUAUUUUCAUAAUUGUGUUACCUCCUGUGUGACUUAUUUGUGCCCGCCAUUUCCCUCUCUCGUCCUCGACCUUCAUAUUUUGAACUUCAGUUGGGUUCUUAUAUUAUCAAACAGACUAUAUCCAGCCAUUCAUCUCAGAAAUUUCUUUUAUGUUGUUGAUGGUAGGACAUGAAAAGCUAAAAUCAAGUAUCAGUUUUCCUUUUUAGUGCUAUAAUGUACCACUUUUUAAUGUGGGUGUUUGAAGAUGGCUGUGUAUGAAGUAUGACUACUUAUUAUAUUAUAUAAAUGUUGGAAACAAUGUGGAAAAGAGAUCUAUUUGAAGUUCUUUGCUAUUGACAUUUUUGGUUUGAUUCUGAACUGCCUUCUCAUUCGAAACUAAAUCUGUGACAUUAAGCUUUCACAAGACCCAGGAACAAUGGUUUCAUAUGUUAGUAUACUUUUUACUGCUUUCAAGUUACUUCAUAUAUUCGACCCAGUUAUGCAUCAUAUAUUAAUUUCAUACUUGGAGAUAAGAGGACUUGAACUUAAACUCCACGGUUUUAGUCCGCAAGUGAACUAUACCGACCUGGCGACACCCUUUAUCCGCUAAAGUUGGCACUGACUUCGCUGACAAGUAGCGGUUGCUAGGUCGAUAAGAGGACUAAACAAUCAAAUUUUCUCUCUGAUCUCAAUAAUGAAUCAGAUAAAUUUUUAUCUCUCCUGUAACUAGAGUGGUCCAUCCAUCCAUCCAUUUCAGUGAAUCAGAUAUCUUUCACCUGUUGGAAAAGUAUAUUCAUUAUGCUGAAAGCUCAGUAGCAUUAUGUGUCAUUUAAUUUCUCUGCUGCGCCUUGACAGGGAGAUAUUAUUUCCAAGUGUUAUUACUUAAGUGUGAAUUCUGAAAUGACAUUAGAAGUUAGUCUUAUUGUAAUUAAUUUAUGUUGUGUUAAUAGUAUUAAUUUCACCUUUCCUCAUGUUUUC
Messenger RNA from Cryptotermes secundus, 3612 nucleotides. Its product is annotated as F-box/LRR-repeat protein 7-like. The coding region runs from base 403 to 2055 and encodes 550 amino acids. The transcript is spliced from 6 exons. Gene Ontology annotation, molecular function: protein binding; zinc ion binding. NCBI's taxonomy places the organism in Eukaryota, Metazoa, Arthropoda, Insecta, Blattodea, Kalotermitidae. The record is from RefSeq and is a predicted model, not a curated record.